AUCCCUUUCUGGCGCAUUACAUGCCAGGCUUACACGGAAAAUCUUGGACGCAACAACCAGAGAUUUCUGCUGCGACGGCGACGACGACUACGACUGUGACUGCUGCUGGUGUUGUGUGCUGUGUGUUGUCCCUGUCGGCAGGACUUGUGUUGUAGUUUUGGUAGCACAAGCAAAUUUAUCUUAGCCCCAAUAGUAUCGAGCACAACUAGCAGAAAAGAAAAAUAAAGAAAAAAUCAAGACAAAAACAAAUACAAGUGUAGACAAUAAAAGGUCAGUGUGUUGGCUGAGCAGCAAGGAAUAUUUAAAUUGAGCUAAUCAGCAUGUGCUGCUGCUGCCGAAGCAGCGCAAAGUGCCUGAAAAUCUCAACUCCGCCCUAAAUUUGUUGUGUGUGUGCAACUUGACAUACAAAGCAGCAAGGAAAAGGCGACGCAGCAGCAUGUGGCAUGUGGCGCUGUAAUUAAUAAAACAAGUUUCUUGCAAAUUCGCAAAUAUGACGGCUGCAGUUGAGCCCAGAAUAGGCACGCGUACAGCCACAAUGGCUACCGCUAGUGCUCUGCAUUCCCUGGAUAGCUAUGAUGUGGUCUAUGACAAUCAGGAGCAUGAUGACACCAGAAGUGUUGCACAAGUGCUGGACUGGCCAUUUUUAAUCAAGGGCAUACUGGAGAGCAGCCAUACAUGUGCGCCAACCUCGCCGGACACGCUGGCCGCCUUGGUGUGGGCAAUUGUUGCGGUCUUUGGCAUUGUUUAUGCUUUACUGGGCUAUCGCUGCCUGCGCGCUGUGGGCUUCCUCAGCGGAUUGCUGGUGGGUGCCAAUGCCAUAUAUAUAUUGCAGGAUUUUCAGAUUACUUGGCUGGGCAAGCCCGCCGACUUGGUGCUGGCCAUUGUUGCGGGUCUGCUGGGUGCAGUGCUGGGCUCCACCUAUCCCGUGGCUUCGGUCCUAAUAAGCGCCUUUGCGGGUGCUCUGCUCUCCGGCGCUGCAAUGGCUAUAUGCGUGGCCACCAUGCCGGACAAUGAAUUUGGCUAUCGUGAGAUUUAUGUGGCUGUUGUGGGUGGCGCCGUUAUAUGCUCUGUGCUCACCCUCUGCUGCGUUAAAUAUGUUACCAUCCUAACCUCAAGCAUUGUAGGCACGGCAAUGAUCAUAACUGCAGUGGAUUAUUUCAUGCAUGAUCUGGAGACAAUUAACUGGGUGCUCAGCAUGAAACCACAUCCAUUGCCGCCGCCUUGCUAUGGCGGACUGCUAAUUACCGCCUGGCCUGUGACCAUAGUCAUCAGCAUCAUGGUGCAGUGCUUCAUAACAGCCUGGCGCGUGGAUCAUCGCAAGGAUUUGUACAUGCGCCACCAGCAGCGUCAUCCACAUGGCCCACUGCCACUGCCCCAUGGUCAGCCACAGGCACCAGGCAAUCCGCAUGUGCCCAUGCGGCGCGCUCAAUCGCGUAAUCGCGAAACGCGCGAGGAGGCCAGACAGCGCAAGUUCCGCUAUCUCUACCAGGUACGCACUGCUCGAGGCGAUAUCAUAUCGCAGAACUUUGUCUCGGCACUGCAGAAGCGCAUACAGCUAAGCGGCACUGAGACGCCAUCCGAGCGCUCGAUAAAGACCAGCUCGAAUGAGCGUAACACAUUCCGCAGUGAUCGUACACACUUCACCACCAUACACGAUCCGGAGCUGUGCGAUAAGUUCGAGAUGGCGCGUGACAUUGGAUAACAAACAAGCAAUAGUUACAUGUAACUAUAUCCGUAAGGGGGCUGGGUAGGCAACUCAAUAAGGCAAUGGGUCGGGGGAGAAUCACAUACAAACACAUACAUAUGCACAUACGUACGUGCGUAUGUAUGUACAUAUGUAUGAAUGAAUGAUUAGAAGUUGGAUAUGAUAAACAUACGGUUGUAGUAGCGCGUGUAGCUAACGGGAAAUUUAAGCAGUAAAACAGAUGCUAAAACAGCUGCAAGAAAUACUAAGCUUCAAAUUGAAAAGCAGGCACAAAGUGCCAACAAGAAAAGUUUGUGAAAAAAGUACUACACAAGGGAAGAUCUAAGGCGGCACAGACAACUCACCAUAUGGUGUGUAUGUGGAUGUGGUGAGAGCAAGCUUUAAAAAUCGAUAACUAUUUAUAUGCAAAGCGAUAAUUUUUGAUUUGCAUGGGUUUCGCGCAAAGCAUUUGUAGGCGUGAGAUAUUUUGUAAAAAUAUCUGAGAAUAUUCUUGAAAAAA
Drosophila busckii is the source of this 2204-nucleotide messenger RNA. RefSeq names its product transmembrane protein 198. Lineage: Eukaryota; Metazoa; Arthropoda; Insecta; Diptera; Drosophilidae. Bases 491 to 1702 code for a protein of 403 amino acids. The record is from RefSeq and is a predicted model, not a curated record. The transcript is spliced from 4 exons. Gene Ontology annotation, cellular component: plasma membrane.